This is a messenger RNA of Homalodisca vitripennis (glassy-winged sharpshooter), 1500 nucleotides long. RefSeq names its product WD repeat-containing protein 5. Gene Ontology annotation, molecular function: histone binding. NCBI's taxonomy places the organism in Eukaryota, Metazoa, Arthropoda, Insecta, Hemiptera, Cicadellidae. Gene Ontology annotation, cellular component: Set1C/COMPASS complex. The transcript has 10 exons. The record is from RefSeq and is a predicted model, not a curated record. The coding region runs from base 351 to 1364 and encodes 337 amino acids.
ACUGUGAUGUGUUAAACGAAUCAUAAAGGUUGCUAAAUGAAGUGUUUUGACCCAAAAUACUAGAUCUAAGAUUUUUAGAGUUGAAAGUUUCAUUUAAAUGUACAUUUUUCCCACAAACGUUACAGCGAUGUCUUGUUAGUCACUAUUCUGUCUAUGGAGGCAAAGGUCACGUGAUACGUUGAUACAUUUUACUGACACGGCAGAGCAGUCUACCGAGUGAAGAAUUGGGACGUUUGACCUGCCCGAGUGUCAACUGCCUCAUCCGAGGGCAAACCAGCUUACCUUAUGUUUUUGUUUUCCAGAGUGAUAGACAGUAGAGUAAAUUUUAUGCAUACAAAUCUUGGCUUAAAAUGGUUCCACUUGGUACGAAUCAUCCUCAAAGUGGGGUCAAUCCAGCUCUUGGCAGUUCUUUAUCACAGUCAAAUCAGAGCAAAACAUCAAGUUCAGGAUUGAAACCAAACUAUACCCUGAAGUUUACAUUGGCUGGCCACACAAAAGCUGUGUCUUCAGUUAAAUUCAGUCCUAAUGGAGAAUGGCUUGCAAGUUCUUCUGCUGACAAAUUAAUUAAAAUCUGGGGAGCAUAUGAUGGAAAAUUUGAGAAGACCAUAUCAGGCCACAAGCUUGGGAUCUCUGAUGUUGCUUGGUCUAGUGACAGUCGCCUCCUAGUCAGUGCUUCAGAUGACAAAACACUCAAGAUAUGGGAAUUAAGUUCGGGAAAAUGUUUGAAAACAUUGAAAGGGCAUAGCAAUUACGUUUUCUGUUGCAACUUCAAUCCACAGUCAAAUCUCAUAGUGUCUGGAUCGUUUGAUGAAAGUGUUCGUAUAUGGGAUGUUCGGACUGGAAAAUGCUUGAAAACUUUACCUGCUCACUCAGAUCCUGUCAGUGCUGUUCAUUUCAACAGGGAUGGAUCACUUAUAGUGUCGAGCAGCUACGACGGCCUGUGUCGAAUAUGGGACACAGCAUCCGGACAGUGCUUAAAAACGUUAAUAGAUGAUGACAAUCCUCCUGUAUCAUUUGUUAAAUUUUCACCUAAUGGAAAAUACAUCCUUGCGGCUACUUUGGAUAACACAUUAAAACUGUGGGAUUACAGCAAAGGAAAAUGUCUGAAGACAUACACAGGACACCGCAAUGAAAAAUACUGCAUAUUUGCAAACUUCUCUGUUACUGGAGGAAAGUGGAUUGUUUCUGGAUCUGAAGAUAAUCUAGUGUACAUUUGGAACCUGCAAACAAAAGAAAUUGUACAGAAACUGCAAGGACAUACGGACGUAGUCCUCUGCACCACUUGCCAUCCGACAGAGAAUAUAAUUGCAUCCGCAGCAUUGGAACAAGACAAGACUAUAAAAUUAUGGAAGAGUGAUACAUAGCCUCUCUGAUUAAUCUGGUUGUUUUAAACUAGAUGAUUAUUUCUCCAUUAUUAUAAGAUAGUUCUUGUUGUAACUUGUACAAACUUUUUUUAUAUAUACUCUGUAUAGUAAAUUAAAUGUUGAUAUCUAAAAGCUA